This is a messenger RNA of Miscanthus lutarioriparius, 261 nucleotides long. The record is from the annotation of a GenBank genome assembly. Lineage: Eukaryota; Viridiplantae; Streptophyta; Magnoliopsida; Poales; Poaceae.
AUGGAGGUGGAUGGUUUUGGUACGCAACAACAGGAGGAGACCCCAUCAACAACGUUGCAUACCCCAAGAACAUUCAACCCCAAGACGGCGCACGUCGCCCCACACGACUGUCCGUUGCAGUUGUCAGAUUUGGAGCACUGCUCUGCUCCUACCAGGGCACGACUACCUUGGCUUGCUGGAACGGCCGAGGCAAGGAGAGCCAUCAGCAGCGGAACAACGACAAUUGCGAGAGUCUUCUUGGAACAUGCCAUGAUGCUCUAG